CGUCGUCAGUCGUCAGUCCACGGUCCACAGUCCCGCAAUUGGGAGGUGGGUGGCCGGGCUUGGCAAUGACGUAUGUUCAUUCAUGUCACCACCGUAGCCCCUCCACCUCGCAACCAGCUACUGCUCACACGAGCUACAAAAGCUUCACUCUGCCUCCCCCUCUUUCUUUCCUUCUUCCACUUUUCUAUUCCUCAAUCUUAACCACCACAUCUUCCACAUUCCCCAAUCUACCAGCUCAAAGGUCUCAAUUGAGUACCCACACUUUCACCAGCACUACCACAACAAACACCAACCACACCCACUUCAUCAAUCAAAAUGGCUCGCGGAGAAGGAGGUCAGACCAAGGUCCACUUCAAGGGUAACGAGGAUGACUUCAUCAUCCUCGUCGACAGCGCUCAGGCCGUCAAGGACUGGAAAGCCGACUCAUCCAUCCCCCUUGCACAGGUUGUGAGCGGAUGGAAGAUCUUCGUCACCCACAAGCAAGGCAACCAGGGUAUCCUCGACGGCGCUAGCAACGGAGCUCUCGAUUCUGAGUUCGGCACACACAAGGAGGAGGAAGUUGUCAAGAUCAUCUUGGAGAAGGGCACCGUACAGGAGAGCGAGAACAAGGAGCGCCAGGGUGAUACCAACAUCGCCAACGGCCCUGCGAUCGCACACUAGAAACGUUGUCCCCGGUCAGGGCAUCACCCUUUACCAUCAGCUGAAGGCGUGGAUGCCCCUAACUUUGGACAUUGCCCAACUCUCUAGAAUAUUACCGUCACGAGUUACGACAAUUUGCAUAAGCGGAUAAAAUCCGUACUCAACACAUCUCGGGCAUGUGGACGCCGCCUGAGACAUGGCCGCUACUUUCUGCCAGUAUUCGUAAGUGUACCUCUGCUGGGAUGCGAGGUCAACGAAUCUUUAUAGGGAUGAUAUCCACAUAAUUCACC
Messenger RNA from Aaosphaeria arxii CBS 175.79, 929 nucleotides. RefSeq names its product shwachman-Bodian-diamond syndrome protein. The transcript is spliced from 3 exons. The coding region runs from base 316 to 660 and encodes 114 amino acids. The record is from RefSeq and is a predicted model, not a curated record. Lineage: Eukaryota; Fungi; Ascomycota; Dothideomycetes; Pleosporales.